Messenger RNA from Aspergillus tanneri, 534 nucleotides. RefSeq names its product molybdopterin synthase catalytic subunit. Gene Ontology annotation, biological process: Mo-molybdopterin cofactor biosynthetic process. NCBI's taxonomy places the organism in Eukaryota, Fungi, Ascomycota, Eurotiomycetes, Eurotiales, Aspergillaceae. Bases 1 to 534 code for a protein of 177 amino acids. The record is from RefSeq and is a predicted model, not a curated record. The transcript has a single exon. Gene Ontology annotation, cellular component: cytosol. Gene Ontology annotation, molecular function: molybdopterin synthase activity.
AUGACCACCGCAGACACCCAUCCUACCCUCUCUCAUCUAGACCCGACUACCUAUCCACGUACCCACCACGACCCCUCCGAGAACAUCCACAUCGAACUUACCUACAACACACUCAACCCCUCCGCGGUGCUAUCCAGAGUAUCCUCCCCCUCCGCAGGCGCUAACGUCCUCUUCCUCGGCACAACAAGAAACACAUUUGAAGGCCGACCAGUUGCGCAGCUCAGCUACUCUGCAUACCCGCCUCUUGCGCUCAAGACUCUGACAACGAUAGCUCGCGAGGCGGUCGCCGCGCAUGGUCUAACGGGGAUUAUGAUCGCGCAUCGUCUGGGCGUGGUUCCGAUUUCCGAGGCGUCGAUCGCGAUUGCUGUUAGUUCAGGACAUCGUGGGGCGGCGUGGAGGGCUGGCGAGGAGGUGUUGGAAUCGUGUAAAGCGAAAGCAGAGAUCUGGAAGAUGGAGGAGUUUGUGGAUGGAGGGGCGGAGUGGAGGGCAAAUAAGGAUAGGGAUGCCGAGGGGAGAUUGGUUGCGUCGGGCUGA